This is a messenger RNA of Metopolophium dirhodum (rose-grain aphid), 540 nucleotides long. RefSeq names its product serum response factor homolog B-like. The transcript has a single exon. Lineage: Eukaryota; Metazoa; Arthropoda; Insecta; Hemiptera; Aphididae. The coding region runs from base 1 to 540 and encodes 179 amino acids. The record is from RefSeq and is a predicted model, not a curated record.
AUGGCCGAGGGAGAAAGUGUGUCGAAAUUCGCUAGUCGAAUCGAAGAGUUAUAUUAUAAACUCUGUGCGGCAAGUACGAUAGAUCUAGCUCAGGCCGAGGCAGAUAUAGUGAAAAAACAAACAAAGAAACAGGCAAUGAUCAUAUUUAUGACAGGGUUACCUCAUCACCUAUAUACAGUACUGAAAAGUCGAAAUCCCAGUACAUUGGAACAAUGUUUCAAAACGGCGAUCGAUGAGAUGCUCGAAUAUGAGUCAAAAGUAGAAAUGGAUAAAUUGCAGAGACAACUUGGUAAUGGAAAACAGGCAGACGUCAAUAACGAGGAAAAACGACAAAAUGGUGGUAAUACAAAUAACGCAGUUAAUCGCGGAGGAAACAGUAAUUCAAAUCAAAGCAAUAGAAAUAAUAAUUUCAACGGGUAUAACAACAGAUAUGUUAACCACAACAACCGCAAUAAUUAUGGGAAUAACAAUCAGAGCGGAUAUGGCUCACACAUGGUUAAUCGCGGCGCAUAUCGAGGCGGAAACGGCUAUGUAUUGUAA